This is a messenger RNA of Eremomyces bilateralis CBS 781.70, 812 nucleotides long. RefSeq lists its product as uncharacterized. Lineage: Eukaryota; Fungi; Ascomycota; Dothideomycetes; Eremomycetales; Eremomycetaceae. Gene Ontology annotation, cellular component: cytoplasm. The record is from RefSeq and is a predicted model, not a curated record. Gene Ontology annotation, molecular function: rRNA (uridine-N3-)-methyltransferase activity. The transcript has 4 exons. Gene Ontology annotation, biological process: rRNA base methylation. The annotation marks the transcript as partial.
UAGAAUUAUAGUGACCAUUAUUUGACCGGCUCCGGACGCGCGCCGUACCAUCUCACGAUCCUCCCAUCCACCAAAGAAAACCCUUCGAUCUCAGCCUGCAAAUUCCCUCCUCCACCACAACUGAAUCCACAAAGAUGGGCAAAAAACGAAAACUCGACCAAACCCGGUCCAAAGCCGACCCCCGCUCGCACAAAAAAUCCAAAUCCGCCGCCGCGCCGGGGAAGAAAGCAAAGCCCCCCGCAGUGACCCAGCAUCCCGCUCACGAUGCGGUGGAAUAUGACCCGUUCGAUCGGGUGCUGCUGGUUGGCGAGGGAGAUUUUUCAUUCGCAGCAUCGUUAGUCGAGCAUCACGGUGCCGCCGACCUCCUUGCGACAUCCUUCGACAGCGAGGAAGAGGUAAUCCGAAAAUACUCCAUCGCGGAAACCCACCUCCAAACCAUCCGCGCCGCCGAGCAGCCCCUCCUCUUCACCGUCGACGCCACCAAGCUGAAGCAGAAACCCAUCCGCAACCACGCGCCGUACGAUAAGAUCAUCUUCAACUUCCCCCACGUCGGCGGCAAGUCGACCGAUCAGGAUCGUCAGAUCCGGCAUAACCAAGAACUCCUCCUCCAAUUCUUCCAGGCCGCCACGCCACUCUUAAAAGAGCGCACGGGGACGAUCCAUGUAACGCUCUUCGAGCGGCACCCCUACUCCGCCUGGGACGUUCGCGGCCUCGCGCGCACCGCCGGGUUGGUGGGCGUGCGGAGCGCGAAGUUUCGGUUUGAGGAGUAUCCGGGGUACACGCAUGCGCGGACUCUGGGGACGCUGGAGGGU